Paramuricea clavata is the source of this 918-nucleotide messenger RNA. The record is from the annotation of a GenBank genome assembly. Lineage: Eukaryota; Metazoa; Cnidaria; Anthozoa; Malacalcyonacea; Plexauridae.
UUUAAACCUUAUUUAAACCAGUGUGCUUACCAAAGCAUACUCAUCUUUUGCACAAGCCAGAGUGCUGCGGUUUUUGCCUCGCUAUAUUUCAGAAAAGAUGAAGACUAAUAAUUUCGGCUUCUUCCUCGUUGUGGUUUUGAUUGGGAUUUCUACAGCACAGCCGGUGAAUUUCACAUUAUACUAUGAAAGUCUGUGUGGAGGCUGUCGAGAUUUCAUUAAAACACAGUACUACCCAACAUUCAAGUUAAUUGGCAGUAUCAUGAAUGUACAUUUGGUUCCAUAUGGAAAUGCAGUGGAGACACAGGAAAGUGGCAAAUGGGUCUAUGACUGCCAGCAUGGCGAGGAAGAAUGUAUUGGGAAUUUAAUCGAGACUUGUGCAAUGUACUUCUACCCGAAUGCAAGUGUUUACUUUCCAUUUAUCCACUGUAUUGAAACAUCCUCCCUGGCCCCAAGAAUGGCAGCCCCUUCGUGCGCGCAACAAUACGAACUUGAUUACUCCACGAUCCAGUCUUGCGUGAGCGGAGAUCUUGGAAACAGCCUCGAACACAAAAUGGCGUUGAAGACGCAAGCUUUGAACCCACCACAUUCAUAUGUACCCUGGAUGACUCUAGAAGGUGUUCACAAUGACCAAAUACAGAACGAAGCAGAGUUUAACUUGAUUGGCUUGAUUUGUGGGGCAUAUAGAGGCAGUCCUAAACCUCAAGCAUGUGAAGAAUAUCAAGACAGAAAGCUCAUUCAACACUGUACGAAAAAGCGCAGCCGUUUGGAAGACACAAAUAUUAACAUUAAUUAAUUUUGUCUAUCAGAACCGAAAACGUUUAGUAGCUUUUAGUACUCAUGAUCAUACAGUUUAAUGUGAGACUGAAUUUUGAAAUAAGAGUUCAAAUAUUCAUAAAUCAAUAACUGCAACCGAGACUG